Gadus chalcogrammus (walleye pollock) is the source of this 6105-nucleotide messenger RNA. Its product is annotated as katanin-interacting protein. The record is from RefSeq and is a predicted model, not a curated record. NCBI's taxonomy places the organism in Eukaryota, Metazoa, Chordata, Actinopteri, Gadiformes, Gadidae. The transcript has 17 exons. The coding region runs from base 1 to 2967 and encodes 988 amino acids.
AUGGACCUUCAGCUGAACCUGGAUGUGGGCGCCAGGCACGUGAAGCUCUACCUCAACAGCAUGCUGGCGUACGACGGCGAGCUGGCCAAGGGCUGCGGCGACCAGGUGUUGGACUACAGCACCGCGGUGGACCUGAUGCCCCCCCCGGCCCCCGCCACCAGCCCGGCGCCAGGGGGCAGCCCCCUGGGAGGGGGCAGCCCCCGGCGCCACGACGACCAGCGGGGCCCUGAGGGAGGGGGGGACGCGCAGGACGGAACGCAGAUCGCCCCUCUCCCGCCCAUCGUACCCUCCCCUCCACGCCACUCCCCCGCAGAGAAGGACCCCCGGGACCCCCUGGACCUCUCGGGGUCCGAGGGGCCUCUCUCACUCACUGUAGCCAUGGCGACAGUCACCACCCAGCCCCCCCCCUGCAGGGCGGGCCCCCAGUGGCUGCAGCCCCCCAGCAGGGCGGCGCCGGAGAGGGAGCGGCCUCUCUGGCUGCUGGCCUGUGACCCGGGCCGGGCGUGCCGGGCGGGGGACCGGGGGUGCGGCGCUCCGAGAACGGGUCUGGAUCCCCCGGGUGGGGACCUGUUGGGGGAGGGGGGGCGCAGGGCGGACCGGCCCGUCAGCGGGAGGCGGAGCUUGGCCCGCGGCGCUAGCCCCGCCCCCACCCGGCAGACGGAGGAGCAACAGGGAGGCGAUGCAGACGAGCCCCUCUCCCUGGUGGCCCCCCGGAGGCAGCGGGCCCCCCAGGCGGGCCGCCAGCAGGACCACACCCUGCGGGAGUCCUGGGAUUCCCUUCUGCGCUUCAACCAGUGCCAGCGCGGGCGCAUCUCCAACAUGGGCCUGGAGGGGGACAUCUUCGACGAGUUCCUCCGGCGGCAGGGCCGGGCCCCGCUCCGGACCCCCGUCCCCGGGGACCCCCUCGCCCCCCCGGCCGCCGCCGGCCCCUCCCCGGGGGGCGCCCCCCCCCCGCCGUGUGAGGACGGCGAGGACGAAGCUCUGGCGGAGCGGGAGGAGGACUUCGAGAUCCCGGUGCUGCCGCGGGGCCGCUGGCUGGUGGUCCACAUCCUGUCCACCUGGGGGGACCGCCACUACGUGGGCCUCAACGGCCUGGAGGUGUUCAGCUCCAGCGGCGAGCCCCUGAAGCCCGCCCUCAUCAGGGCCGACCCGCCGGACAUCAACGUCCUGCCGGCCUACGGCAGGGACCCCCGCGUGGUGAGCAACCUGCUGGACGGGGUGAACCGCACCCAGGACGACAUGCACCUGUGGCUGGCCCCCUACACCCCCGGCCGCAGCCACGUCCUGUACCUGGACCUGGGGGCGGCCUGCCGCCUGGCCAUGGUCCGCGUGUGGAACUACAACAAGUCCCGCAUCCACUCGUUCCGCGGGGUGAAGGAGGUGGAGAUGGUGCUGGACGGUAGCUGCAUCUUCCGGGGGGAGAUCGCUAAGGCGUCGGGGACGCUGUCUGGAGGUCUGGACCAGUUCGGGGACACCAUCCUGUUCACCACGGACGAUGACAUCUUGGAGGCCAUGUCGCGCUUCGACGAGACCUUCCCCAGCGAGGGGGGGGGUCCGGACGGCCUGGCCCCCGAGGAGGAGCUGCAGCGCCCCCGCACGGCGGACGGCGAGGGGGAGGAGAGACCCUUCACCCAGGCCGGCUUCAGGGAGGAGGACCUGGAGCUGGAGCCGACUCUGGGCCCUGGCACGGCCUGGCACCAGCAGCCCGCCCAGAGCAUGGAGCUCAAUCCUGGGGUGUAUACCGGCAAGAGCCUCAGGCUGGAGCUGGUGCAGACCUGGGGGGACCCCCACUACCUGGGCCUGACCGGGCUGGAGGUGGUGGGCCGGGACGGGGGCAGUCUGCCGCUGGACCUCAGCAUGGUGACCGCCUCGCCCUCCGACCUCAACCAGCUGCCCGGGUACGGCCUGGACGCCCGCACGCUGGACAAGCUUGUGGACGGUCAUAACCUCACCACGGAGGACCACCACAUGUGGCUGGUCCCCUUCUCCAGCGGGGCGCCCCCCCCCACGCUCACUGUCUCCUUCCUGCGGCCGCAGCCCAUCGCCGGACUGCGGGUCUGGAACUACAACAAGUCCCCAGAGGACUCGUACCGCGGGGUGAAGGUGAUCCGCAUGUUUCUGGACGACGUGGCCAUCUCCCCCGCCGACGGCUUCCUGAUCCGUAAGGGCCUGGGCCACUGCCACUUCGACUUCGCCCAGGAGAUGCUCUUCAUCGACGUGCUGCAGAACCCCAGGGAGCCUCACUACCAAGGGGGCGGGCCCACACCGGAGCUGGCCAGCAGGGACUACGAGGCUCCCAUCAUGCCUUGCGGCUUCAUCUUCCAGCUGCAGCUGCUGAGCACCUGGGGCGACCCUUACUACACGGGCCUGAACGGCCUGGAGUUCUACGACCAGAACCACCAGAAGAUCAGCCUCACUGACAACAACAUCGCUGCGUUCCCAGACAGCGUCAACGUGCUGCAGGGUGUGAGCGGAGACGUCAGGACCCCCGACAGACUGGUGGACGGAGACAACAGCAACCUGGACGGACACCACACCUGGCUCGCCCCCGUGCUGCCCGGCCUGGUGAACCGGGUGUACGUGAUCUUCGACCGCCCCGUCACCGUGUCCAUGAUCAAGCUGUGGAACUACUCCAAGACGCCGGCGCGAGGGGUCAAGGAGUUUGGGCUGCUGGUGGACGACCUGCUGGUCUACAACGGCGUCCUGCCCAGCGUGGGGCCCGUGUCCCGCGGCAUCCUGCCCACCUGCGACCCCGUGGUGCCCUACCACUCCAUCCUGUUCACCGACGACGCCGGCAUCACCCACCGCGAGAGGAACACCGUCAUCAGUAACUUCGUGGAGGACCAGGAUGUGAAGCUGACCAAUGAGAAUCAGAUUGUUUAUCACAACAAGAAGAAAGCGACUGCAGACCCGGCCCUGAGGCCGAAGACCUGCAUGACGGACGCAGGGGGGAAGAGGAGGUUCUGACAGCAGCCAAUCAGAGCCCUGGCCCCUCCCCUAAGAGGAGGUACUGACCAGCAGCCAAUCAGAGCCCUUGCCCCGCCCCCUCCCCUAAGAGGAGGUACUGACAGCAGCCAAUCAGAGCCCUGGCCCCUCCCCCUUUCCUAAGAGGAGGUACUGACCAGCAGCCAAUAAGAGCCCCUCCCCCUCUCCUAAGAGGAGGUACUGACCAGAAGCCAAUCAGACCCCUUGCCCCUCCCCUUUUCCUAAGAGGAGGUACUGACCAGCAGCCAAUCAGAGCCCCUCCCCCUUUCCUAAGAGGAGGUACUGACCAGCAGCCAAUCCGAGCCCCUGGCCCCUCCCCCUUUCCUAAGAGGAGGUACUGACCAGCAGCCAAUCAGAGCCCCUGGCCCCUCCCCCUAUCAUCACGGCCACUCCCUCAGAUUAUCAAGACAGCAGGUCGCCGCCACUCGGGGGCCCCGCCCACGUCGCCAGGGUAACCACUGGGGCAAAGUGGCCCUGCUCUACUUCCUGCUCAUCACCAGGUCAUGUGACUCAUGCUGUUGGCUGCACCCUCCCCACAUGAUUGGUUGGUGUUCACACACACACACACACACACACACACACACACACACACACACACACACACACACACACACACACACACACACACACACACACGUUCUCUUCACCAACGGUGCACCUGAAGUCCAUCACCAUGGCAACGAGCACACCCUCCUGCUGACUCCGCCCGUCGUAUCGCUAUGCAGCCGUCAGUCUGUCACCUCACAAGGGGAGCACAAUAGACUCACUCUAACCACCGUAUCAGUCUAUACCCUUAUUCUCUCAAAGUGACCUUUAUGGAUUCAUUGUUUUCCAUUAAAGAGAAAGAUUUUUGCAGAAUUAUAUGAUGUUGAAUGAUUAUAAAUUGCCAGUCAUGGUUUGGUCUAGCUGACGGAUACAUUUGAUAUUUUUAAUAUGCACUAUUAAGAUACCUCAAAGGGAAAAUAGAUUACAAAUGGGGGAAAAGUUGUACUUGUAGUUCCACUACUUGUAAUAGUUGUUUCUUUGUUUUCGUGUGGUACUGACUGAGGUAACUAAAACAUGUGAAACAUUUGACAGGAGGAAGUUCAUUCACACAUCAAUAAAAUGCAGUUUUAUGUAUUUCAUCUCAAUAUGUUAUCUUCUCUUCGUAGUUUUUUUCGCGUCAACAUCUUAUUUUUUUAGCUUGUUCAUUCGUGUGUACAUUGGUUGUAGGAUUAUUUAAGUGUUAAUAAAAAAUGGGGAACAACGUUUCUGAGUUUGUUGUGGACUGACAGCUCAGCACGAACAGGUUAGGGCUAGGGUUAAGGUAAGGGUUAAGGUAAGGUCGACCCUAACCCUAGGGGGCUAGGGUUAAGGUAUGGCCGACCCUAACCCUAACCCGGCCGCUAUGAGUUCAUGCAUUGUAGUCUUGAGAAAGUGGGUUGUGGAAAGAUAUUCAUAUAUAUUUAUAUUAAAAACUACACAACAUGAUUUAUUCUUUUUAAUUAUAUUCAAUACGGGAAAAACAAGGAAGAACAGCUCCAUGAUAUUCAAUAAUUGAAGCGUUUUAAUCAGACUUUGUUCCGUUGAAUAAUGUCUGCUGGCUCCCAUGUUAACAGCAGCAGGUGGUGGAGGGCUGACAGUGUUCUCCACCCUCAGCUCAUAUCUUUCCUGGGAAGGUUCCGUCCGCUCGCUGAUCCUCCCACUUCUGGACCUGAGGAGGUAAAGACGCUGUUGGCUACGAACGGCAGAGACGCUGUUGGCUACGAACGGCAGAGACGCAAUUGGCUACGAACGGCAGAGACGCAAUUGGCUACGAACGGCAGAGACACUAUUGGCUACGAACUUCCUCUGGUCCUUUAACCAUUCUGAAGGGUUUCAAAUCCACGACUAAAAUGUGGACUAUGAACUUCAAAACAAUCGCUGGUUUGUGUUCUACCCCAAUGAUCACGCAUGGACAUGGGGCAGAGGGACUUGUACACCCUCCUGUACCAGUCACACGGAGUCACGUCCACUCCUUUGGCCGUCAGAGACUUCUGGCAGCGGUGGAAGUCUGAAUGUAAAACAACAAGAGCCGCGAGGAAGGUACCUUUAGACAGCAAGCUUCACUUUGAUGAGCACUAUUAAAAAAGCAUACUUAAAAGAUGUACUCAUAUUCAUGUAUUGAGCUUAGCGAAUUAACAAAAAAUAGCAUGCAUGAAUUUGUAUUCUUUUUAGGAGCAUUUAUUUGAUGAUUUGAGGCUUACCCAGGUAGUUAGACCAGCAGUUCUUGGUCUGGUUCUGAUUGGGGAAUCUGGCGUCAAACGGAGCCGUUCGGUAAUUGUCGAGUUUGGUUUGAAUGUCCUCCAUCUUCAGACCUAAAAAAAUAAAUAAUAAUAACAUACAUUUGUGAAUGAUAAUAGACAAUAAUGCAAGACACCAAUGAAUUAAAUGAGUUUGUUGUCUUGAUUGAAUAGCAUGCUCUACAACAAAAAUAGCUAGGCCUAGUACAGAAACGUGAGCCUGUCAGUCAACCACAAAGAUGAUUGACAGGUGUUUACCUCGAGCUCUUUCCUCCCUGUUCAUUAACAUCUAUACGUGUCCUUAUAACAAAGGUAACAACAGGUAUUUAAAUUGGCAUGUAUUUGAUCAUUAUAAUUAAUACAAUUGAAAUUGAAAGAUUCGAUAUGUCUGCCUAUAUGCUGUAGCAAGAUAUAGAAAGUAGUACCGAGUGUUUUACCUGCAGGACGCUGGUUCAGAGUGACGCUAGAACUCAUAGCAGGUGAGACACGCAGCAGGUAAAACGUGCGGUCCUGCGGCGACGUGAUGGCGGCCAAGGACACGCCCGAACGACUGACGUGAACCAGGCUGAUCACAGGCGGCCGGUCUGAUCACAGGCGGCCGGUCUGAUCACACGCGGUCGGUCUGCGUCGCUUUGGAUAGCCUCACACAUAGCGUCAUGUGGAAGCGUGAAUAUAUUUAAGGGAUAAUGUAUAGAACAUGAUGACCUGAACAUUAUCCGGAAAAUAAGGCCCGACAGGGCGAACCUUCGCGUCGGCGAUAUUGCCCGGCGACGUUCUAUCCCGCUUAUUACACAACUACUUGCCAAAACGAAAAAAUAACUUCGUUUAGGGUUAGAGCCGUGUAAUAAAUAUAUUUAUU